AGCCAUCAAAAUUAGGGKUUUUAAGGUUAGGUUUACAUUCUUUAACAAAUAGAACUGUGACGCAAGUGAUAUCUCCAACGAAGGUUUUGUUCCGGUGAUAGUUUCAGGUAAUUCAUGGUUAAGCAUAACAAUGUUGUKCCCAAUGGGCACUUCAAAAAGCAUUGGCAGAAUUAUGUCAAAACAUGGUUUAACCAACCAGCACGCAAGACAAGAAGACGAAUUGCUAGGCAGAAAAAGGCUGUGAAGAUUUUCCCACGACCUACAGCUGGACCACUUCGUCCUAUUGUUCAUGGUCAAACUCUGAAGUACAAUAUGAAGGUUAGAGCUGGCAGGGGAUUUUCUCUUGAAGAGCUUAAGGCGGCAGGGAUUCCAAAGAAGCUUGCCCCAACCAUUGGUAUUGCAGUUGAUCACCGCCGCAAGAACCGUUCCUUGGAGGGUCUACAAGCUAAUGUUCAGAGGCUGAAGACUUACAAGGCUAAAUUAGUUGUUUUUCCAAGACGUGCCCGCAAGUUUAAGGCGGGUGAUUCUAGUGCCGAGGAACUAGCAACUGCUACUCAGGUCCAAGGUGCAUACAUGCCCAUUGAACGUGAGAAGCCAUCUAUUGAGCUCGUGAAGGUUACAGAUGAGAUGAAAUCAUUCAAAGCCUAUGCCAAGCUGCGUGUUGAGAGGAUGAACACGCGUCAGGUUGGUGCAAGAAUGAAGAAGGCUGCAGAGGCAGAAAAGGAAGACAAGAAGUAGUCAGUUGGGACUGGUCAUCCUUUACAUCUAUUGAGGUGGAGUUAUCAAAUUUUGUUUUGGUAUUUCUGAUAAGCCAACUUAUUUUGAUUUAGCAAACCUUUUCAGAUCAUUUCAAAAUACAUGUUUUGCAGAUCUAUUGAAACUAUCAAGUUGAAUUCAUUUUUGUGGAUUGUGUUUUGAGAAAUAGUUCUUAAUAUAGGAUUCCUAAUACCUAGGUGUGGAGAAAAUCUUAUUUAGCAUAA
Nelumbo nucifera (sacred lotus) is the source of this 980-nucleotide messenger RNA. Its product is annotated as large ribosomal subunit protein eL13z. Lineage: Eukaryota; Viridiplantae; Streptophyta; Magnoliopsida; Proteales; Nelumbonaceae. Gene Ontology annotation, molecular function: structural constituent of ribosome; RNA binding. Gene Ontology annotation, biological process: translation. The record is from RefSeq and is a predicted model, not a curated record. Gene Ontology annotation, cellular component: ribosome; cytosolic large ribosomal subunit.